Molecule: messenger RNA, 699 nt
Organism: Emiliania huxleyi CCMP1516
Lineage: Eukaryota; Haptophyta; Isochrysidales; Noelaerhabdaceae
Product: Phospholipase/carboxylesteras-like protein
Exons: 1
Coding region: 1-699 (232 amino acids)
Source: RefSeq, a predicted model, not a curated record
AUGUGUGCGGGGGCCGUCCGCGCGCUGCUCUUCGCAUGGCUGCUAGCUGCCACCGUCCGCGCCACUGCUCUCGCGGCGGCAGAGCCGUCACGGCGCCAGACGUGCUGCAGCGAGGACGCGGUGACAUGCGGCGUCACUUGCAGCGGCUGCCUCCCAUGCUUUGGCUGUAUCGGCCCUGCAGCCCUGAACCCGCUCUGCUAUCCGUGCGUGGGGUGCAUCCCCUGUCUAACCUCUUGCGCAGAGUACCUGGAUUGCUACUCCACGGAGCCCGACUGUUCCAACUCGAUGUGGUGGGGCACGCCUCCUCGGGCGCGGAGCUGGACGGUGGGCACAGAGAGCUGCGCCUCGCCUCCGUGCGCGCUCAUCCUCGCCUUCCACGGCUGGACCAUGUCGGACGAGCUCAUGCGCGAAGUCACCGACAUGGACAGGAUUGCCCAGCAGCACGGGGGUGCGAUCGUGGUCUACCCGGACGGGAUUGGCGUGGACAUCUGGUCCUGCUGGAGCAUCCCCAACGCAGCCAACCUGGGGCAGUGCCUGUUCGACGCGGGCGUCGACGACGUCGGAUUCGUCGAUGCUCUCAUUGACCGGAUGAUCGAGCGCUACUCCAUCGACGCAGGGCGCGCGCACCUAGAUGCGCAGGGACGAGGCCACAACAGCCUGCCCCGAGCCGCACACAGCAGCCCUCGUUUCACCACAUAG